Bombina bombina (fire-bellied toad) is the source of this 931-nucleotide messenger RNA. RefSeq lists its product as uncharacterized. Gene Ontology annotation, molecular function: GTP binding; GTPase activity. The transcript has a single exon. The record is from RefSeq and is a predicted model, not a curated record. Gene Ontology annotation, biological process: intracellular protein transport; vesicle-mediated transport. The coding region runs from base 74 to 730 and encodes 218 amino acids. Lineage: Eukaryota; Metazoa; Chordata; Amphibia; Anura; Bombinatoridae. Gene Ontology annotation, cellular component: cytoplasm.
ACAGAGCAAUCAGGAAAUACCUCUCACUCCUGCAUCUAAGGUUGCCAAGUAACCAGAGGGCUCGGCUGCAGCCAUGUGUAUAUAUAUUUCUAACAGCUUCUUACAGAAGACAUUCCAGCUCUGCAUAGAAACAAACCAUCAAGCGCAAUUUCACAGCACAAUGGGUAUUCUCCUGAGCACACUUCAUCAAGCUCUUAUGAACUUUUCUGGCACCAAAGCCCGAAUCCUUCUACUUGGUCUGGAUGCAGCUGGGAAGACCACAAUCCUCUAUAAGCUCAAGCUGAAUGAGACUGUCUGUACAUUACCCACAAUUGGAUUCAAUGUUGAGACAGUGGAGCCGAUCCGUAAUGUGACAUUUACUGUCUGGGAUGUGGGAGGCCAGGAGAAGAUCAGAGCCCUAUGGAAGCAUUAUUAUGUCAACACAGAUGGUCUAGUAUUUGUAGUUGACAGUGCUGACUGGGAGAGAUUUCCUGAGGCAAGAAAAGAGCUGGAAGCCAUCCUGGAAAGUGAUGAGAUGAGAGGAGUCCCAUUUUUGGUGAUAGCCAAUAAGCAGGACCUUCCUGGAGCCAGGAGACCAAUGGAACUGGCAGAAGAGCUUGGACUAAGGAAGAUUCAAGGACACCAGUGGCAUGUCCAGGGAUGCUGUGCAACUAAUGGGGAUGGACUUGUAGAGGGUUUAGAAGUUCUCACUAACCUGGUAAAACAAUUCCAAAAGUCCAAGUCAUUCUGAACACAGAGACCUCAGAGAUUACCACAUUUUUAAGAGAUUAACAUAAUUUUCAUUGAUUUUGAUCAAACUUUAAUUGACUUCAGUCUCCUUUUGCCUUGCUAGAAAAUGAAAACUUGAAUGUACUUUUACUCCAUAACCUUAAAAAGUCAAUGAAAACAUCUUGGGAAAAAAUAAUAAAAAUGUUAAUUUUUGUGAAGAAAA